Messenger RNA from Hydra vulgaris (swiftwater hydra), 2243 nucleotides. RefSeq lists its product as uncharacterized. The record is from RefSeq and is a predicted model, not a curated record. Gene Ontology annotation, molecular function: mRNA regulatory element binding translation repressor activity; ribosome binding; mRNA 3'-UTR binding. Gene Ontology annotation, biological process: negative regulation of cytoplasmic translation. Gene Ontology annotation, cellular component: nucleus; synapse; neuron projection. Lineage: Eukaryota; Metazoa; Cnidaria; Hydrozoa; Anthoathecata; Hydridae.
UUAAUAAGCAGAAUGUCGUAAAACCAAAAGGUGUUUACGUUCUUUGUACACGUCUUUGCGUGUUAAAAAAAAACAGUUUCAUCUGACCGCAUGUUUUCUACACGCUCUUUUUUUGAGGAUAUACUAAAUGUGACCUGCUUACCGUCGACUUCAAACAAACAGAAUAUAUAGUUCAUAUUUGAGAGAACAAAUACUAAUUGAAGAUACUGAUUGUCUACUUUUUUCUAGACAUUAUUAUGAGCCAAAUACAAAGUUGCCAGUCAGAAGACGACUUGAAUAGGAUGAGUUGGGAUGAACAUGGUUUUUUUUCUUCCUCAAAUUCUACAUUUUAUUCCUGCCAACACGAGAGCCGUGCGUCAACUGGUUUGCCGAAAGGUUACUUCGAAAAAAAGUAUGUCGAUGACGGAAAAAGAGAUUCCGUUUUACAAGAAAAUCGACUCAAUCAUCUUAAAUCAUUUUGCGAGCCUCAUAGGAAUUUGAACUCUACUUUGUAUUUGCAAAUGAAUCAGAGUGAAAGACCAGAGUUUCCUUUUCGUCAGAUCAAAAACGACAACUCUAAAGAUAUUGCUACUUUGUACUUUGAAAACAUAAAUUCUUUAUCCCCACAUUUCUCACGUUCUCAAAGUCCUUCAGAUGAAGACAGUGGAUACUCGUCAAAACAAACGUCGCCAAUCUCUUUACAAAGUUUUCAUCGAGCUCAAAUCACGCCUCCAAAAAAUCCAUCACCACCACAAUCACCGCGAAUAACAGAGUCUAACAAGAACUUUUUUUAUAACAACAUGAACAGAGUCAGUGACUCUACCUGUCAAAAUACUUCAUUUGAAGAAACAGCAAAACAAGAUUUAUCUGUGGAACAGAAUAAACAAUUAUUGUUAGUAGAAAAAUAUAAACAAAAACUUUCUGCUUUAAAUAAUUAUCAAAAACAGGCUCUCCUUCAUCACUUGCAACAACGCGAAAAAAAAAGCAUAAAUAAAAAUCAAUCUUGUGGUUUUAAUAAUUUGGCCAAUGAAAACGACGCACUGAAAAUCGAAAAUCAAAAAAAUUUUGAUCAAAAUUUGAACUUUUAUUGCAAAGAUGAUUUUCCUUUUAUUGAAAACAUGAAACAAAUGUCUAUAGAAGAUACAAUUCAUAGAAGGACCUUAAUGAAACAAGACAACAUCCGACAAGCAUUAGGUACUGUAAAUGGUAACAGUUCCAUCUCAAAGAGCAGUAUCAAGUGUCAACACCACGUAGACGAUCAGUUUAACACAAAAGACCCCAGCUCAUUAGAUGUGUUAGAAGACCCUAGAUGGAAUGGAGCUCGAUCUAUUUUUAAUGGAAGCACUGAAAGUCAAGAUUAUAUGCAAAGAGAUCGAAAUGAAGUCUCUUAUACUUGGAGUGGACACUUGCCUCCUAAAAUUUACAAAAACCUUGUUUAUUCUAAUAAAGUUUUUUUGGGAGGAGUCCCUUGGGAUAUCACAGAAGCUGGUUUGCAACAAACAUUCCGUCCUUUCGGUGCAGUUAGUAUUGAAUGGCCAGGCAAAGAUGGAAAGCAUAGUAGACAUCCUCCCAAAGGUUAUGUGUACUUAUUAUUUGAAUGCGAAAAAUCAGUAAAGGCUCUUAUGACAAACUGUACACACGAUUUUUCUAAUGGUGGAGAUUGGUAUUACAAAAUUUCCAGCAGAAGAAUGAGAAGCAAAGAAAUUCAAGUUAUCCCUUGGGUAUUAUCAGACAGCAAUUUUGUACGCAGUGCUUCUCAAAGGCUGGAUUCAACCCGUACAGUGUUUGUCGGAGGAUUGCAUGGAAUGAUUAAUGCAGAGGCAUUAUGUCAAAUAAUGAAUGACUUGUUUGAUGGCGUGACUUAUGCAGGGAUUGAUACGGAUAAACAUAAGUACCCCAUCGGAUCUGGGCGUGUAACUUUUAAUAAUUCAAAAAGUUUCAUGAAAGCAGUGCAAGCAUCAUUUAUUGAAAUAAGAUGUCCAAAGUUUACAAAAAAAGUACAGAUAAAUCCUUAUUUAGAAGACUCCGUAUGCAGUCAAUGUCAUAUAAAUUCAGGUCCAUUUUUUUGUAGAGCCUCAGAAUGUUUUAAAUAUUUUUGUCACUCUUGUUGGUCAUGGCACCAUUCUAUCGAUAGCUUACGACAACACCGACCUUUAACACGGCAAAGUAAGUCUUCCACUGGAAGCAACUUGCUAAGUUAAUAUAGUUAAAAUUUUUAAGUAUGGACAAGUCUUUUUUAAUCUUUCCUAAGGAAGUUUUUCUUA